Molecule: messenger RNA, 1238 nt
Organism: Chaetomium fimeti
Lineage: Eukaryota; Fungi; Ascomycota; Sordariomycetes; Sordariales; Chaetomiaceae
Product: mediator of RNA polymerase II transcription subunit 19
Exons: 2
Coding region: 137-1135 (332 amino acids)
Biological process (GO): regulation of transcription by RNA polymerase II
Cellular component (GO): mediator complex
Molecular function (GO): transcription coregulator activity
Source: RefSeq, a predicted model, not a curated record
UCGUCGAGCGACCGCCUCAGUUGGGUUUUCUUUGUUGUCCGGGUCGCCACAAGUUAGAGCGACCUCCGCGCCAAGGUUUUCCCACGCCCACCCGCCCCGAUCCGACAUCACCGCAUCCGCGCAUCCUCGGUCCAUCAUGUCCUGUCAUCCUCAGACUCCGCAAAGCCCUUCCCAGUUCUCUCCUAACACGAGCGACCUGAUGAUGAGCAUGACCGGCUCCGUCACGUCGACCACGACCACGCUGCCGACCCCCGCCCACAGCGUCAACGGAAGCUCGAUACCGUCGGAAAUGACGCAAGACACCGCCAUGGGAGACGACUCCCCGCACAAGCGCAAGAGAGAUGUCGAUGACAUGGGAAGCAGAGCGCAGAAGAAAGUUCACGUCGAGGACCGCAAUCUUGGUAUCGACGACCUUCAUUUGGAUGUCGGCGAAAAAUACCUUCUUUGCAGAACUCCGCACCCCCGGCCCCGGCCUGACGCGUCGGAAGAUCUCUUCGAGCAAUAUGGAUUGACGGGGCUCGCUAUCGAGGUUGCCCGUGUGCUGCCGAACGGCGAAAAGAAUGCGCUUAGGAAAACGUAUAAAGGCCACAUCAAGAAGCUGGGCGUGCAAGGCCACUUCGACGAGGACAAGCAAGACCCCAACCGAGAGUACGGCCUGUCGUACCUCAUGAAGCUGCCCCAAGAUGUCUGGGAUCUUCAACACGUCCGGGGGCAGGAUAUCAGAGAUGGCUUCACCGCCGAGGUGCAGCAGAAGCUAUCGAGAGCUAUGACCAUGAGCAAGGGCGUCGUCCCGAGGGCUCAGUGGGAUAGUUCUGUCCUGGGGGAACUCGGCCCCGGCAAGGGCGAGAGACAAGCACUAUCGGCUAGACCGACGGCGCCCAACACUCCCAUCCCCUCUGCAGGCCCUCAAGGCCUCUCCCGGCCUAAGACUGGCACCCCCCUCCUGCAGGAUGCAUCCAGGUCGAUGCGGACCGUUAAGAAACGAAGCUACGGUGACAGCAGCUUCGAAGGAUACGGCGAGAGUUACGACGACGAGGCCGGCGCCGAUACCGGUUACUCGACCGGAGAGGGCGACAUGGUCUCUGGCCAAAAGCGGAGAAAAAAGGUGCUCAUCAAUGACUACGAUCCAGUCUGAUGAGAAACCUUUGCUGACCCAGAAACAGUCCCAUCAAGCGCACCAGUCGUACUCCAACCAAACCCGGCAGCCGGCUUAUAGUGCUGGCAUCACCGGGACCUAG